Drosophila miranda is the source of this 939-nucleotide messenger RNA. RefSeq lists its product as uncharacterized. The transcript is spliced from 2 exons. The record is from RefSeq and is a predicted model, not a curated record. Lineage: Eukaryota; Metazoa; Arthropoda; Insecta; Diptera; Drosophilidae. Bases 123 to 515 code for a protein of 130 amino acids.
UUCAAAACACUCUCGGCUUCAUUAUAAACCUCACAAAAAAAAAAAAAAAAAAAAUUACUUUUAGUUCUUCAAAAUUAGAGUUUAGUUUUAGUUUAGUUUUAGAAGCCAUCCAUACAGCCACAAUGCCUUUCUUUCGUGAAUUGAACUACGAGCAACGCCAGACACUAGAGCAAUGGUUAAAGAAAUAUGAGGUGGAGCUGAAUUUUCGAACGCGCAACGAAUUCAGCGACGCCUUCGCGGUGGCAAAACUCUUCGACAAGGUGCACCCCGGACUCGUGGACUUCAGAUGCUAUUUGGCCCGUAGCAGCGUGGCGCUGAAGAAACAAAACUGGCAUAUAUUCAACAUAAGGACUUUGAAACGAAUGAAUAUGGGCCUGAGCCAACGGGACCUCUACAGACUGGCCCGCGGCGGCGGAUGGGCCCUCGAGACGCUGCUCUACAAGCUGAUGAUGACCGAUGUGCCGCUGCGGUCCGAGGGCGGGGAGGAGGGGACACUCCAAGAGCGCACAGAUUAACCAAACAGAGAGAAUGGUACUGGCGUACGGCUAAGGAAUUGACUGUAUAUACAUUUUCGGAAUCUUUUGAAUAAAUAUUUAAGUCGAUAAAAAAAACCGGAUACAAAUGCAUUUGUUGCCUAAGAUCUCAAUUGGAAGUGAGAUGGAAAGUACAUUUCAUUGGCAAUUGUAUUUUGGCCAACUCAAUUCGAAGCAGAGACAGAACGAAGUGCCUGUCCCCCCAGCAAAGACCAUCCGAAAGAACUGAGGAGAACAUGUGCACAUGAAUGGAUGUUGUUGCUGCAAAAUGUCAUCAGAGCGCGUGUUGUUGCUGUUGUUGCUGCUGUUGCAGUCAAUUGCAUUGCAACAUUUCAUUUUCUGAUAUGAAAGAUUUAAAGUUUGCAACAUAAAAAUGUCACGUUUUUCAUGGUCGCCACAAGACCGA